AUGAAAGGGAAAGUAGUAGCAUACUUCCUUAUCGACCAUUCCGUGGUCGCCGUGCCUCAAAAUUAUGUCGACUUCGUACCCUGGAAGUUAUAUUUCGAUGGAUCCAGUCACAAAAAUGGCACAGGGAUAGGAGGAGUCAUAAUUUCUCCAGAUGUAAUUUCAGCUGAGUUCAAGUAUUCAAUAGAUCGUAUGUGUACCAACAAUGAGGCAGAGUAUGAAGCUUUGAUAACCGGACUUGAACUGCUGCUAGAAUUGGGGGAAAGGAGCGUCAAAAUUAUGGGAGAUUCUGAGUUAGUGGUUAAGCAGGUCUCUAAGGAGUACAAAUGCGUUAAAGAGAACUUAAUCAUGUACUUUGUAAUUGCGAAUAAGCUAAUCAAGCGUUUCGACUCAACAAGUAUUCGACACAUAACCAGACGAGAGAAUCAAGAAGCUAAUGAUUUAGCACAAAAGGUAUCAGGAAACAAGAAAGAUGAAGACGAGGAGCCUGUUCAAGUGAGGAAAAAGGUUCGAGCAACUGUGUUAUCUCCCUCAGAUUUCUCAAUUAUAAAUUUAGGUGCAGUCGACGUCGAGAAUUUUGAAAUUUUGACUGUCGAUAAUGGACAAGAAAACGACUGGCGUAAACCGUUAGUAGAGUACUUACGUAACCCUACAGGUUCGACAUAUACGAAGAUCAAAUACAGAGCUCUUGAUUUCGUUCUAAUGGGAAACGAAUUGUUCAAGAAAACAGCUGAAGGAUUAUUGCUUAAGUGCCUAGGGGAAAGCGGAGCAUAUUUGGCCGUGUUGAACGUACACAAUGGAGCCUGA
This is a messenger RNA of Vicia villosa (hairy vetch), 804 nucleotides long. RefSeq lists its product as uncharacterized. Gene Ontology annotation, molecular function: RNA-DNA hybrid ribonuclease activity; nucleic acid binding. The record is from RefSeq and is a predicted model, not a curated record. Lineage: Eukaryota; Viridiplantae; Streptophyta; Magnoliopsida; Fabales; Fabaceae. Bases 1 to 804 code for a protein of 267 amino acids. The transcript has a single exon.